Messenger RNA from Anolis carolinensis (green anole), 2115 nucleotides. It is a transcript of the gene lum, whose product is annotated as lumican. The transcript is spliced from 3 exons. Bases 327 to 1376 code for a protein of 349 amino acids. NCBI's taxonomy places the organism in Eukaryota, Metazoa, Chordata, Lepidosauria, Squamata, Anolidae. Gene Ontology annotation, molecular function: collagen binding; protein binding. The record is from RefSeq and is a predicted model, not a curated record.
GGCUGCUUGGAGGGGUUAUCUUUCUCCUGUUUCACAGGGAGAAACAGCUGGGUUGUCCUUGACCAUUCCCUUGGUCCACCUGCAUUUCAUUAGACAGCAGCAGUUUUACAUACCACACCACCAUGAUGACAUAGCAGCUUCAGAAAACAGCGUGACUAGGAUCACCCCCCCCCCCCCCCCAGCCCUUGUAUCACAGAGGAUCUGGCAGUCAGUUACCUUCUGACACUGUUUAUAGCAUAUAUUGGUCGACCCAGCCGUUCACUGGAUCUGCUGUGGGAAUUAAGGCAACAGUUUCACGUCAGAAAGAAACAACUCACACUGCAAAGAUGCAUCUGAAGUCUCUUCUUUUCUUCUUUAUCUUAAUCAGUGGUAUCUUCUGUCAAUAUGAUUAUGAUGGAUAUUAUCCUUCAGAGCCUGACUAUGGUUAUGCUCACUCAAUGUUUGGGCCAUCAACAGCAGUCUGUGCGCCAGAAUGUACCUGUCCUAUAAGCUAUCCCUCGGCUAUGUAUUGUGACAAUCUUAAACUGAAAAGUCUCCCAAUUGUUCCUUCUGGAAUUAAAUACCUGUAUCUCCGCAAUAAUAUGAUUGAAGGCAUAGAAAAUAAUGCUUUUGAUAAUGUAACAGAUCUGGAGUGGUUGAUCUUAGAUAAUAAUCAUCUGGAAAAUUCAAAAAUUAAAGGAAAAGUCUUUGCCAAAUUAAAGAAUCUGAAAAAACUGCACAUAAAUUACAACAACUUAACCGAAGUUGUUGGGCCACUUCCCAAUAGUCUGGAUGACCUGCAGCUCACUAAUAACAAGAUCAUAAAAAUCAACUCUAAUACGCUUGAAGGACUAGUGAAUCUGACUGUCAUUCAUCUCCAGCACAAUCAACUCACUGAAGAUACACUUUCUGGGGUUUUUAAAGGAUUAAAUUCACUUCUUUAUCUUGACUUGAGCUUCAAUAAACUUUCCAAGCUGCCUCGGGGACUGCCUCCAAACUUACUGAUGCUCUAUUUUGACAAUAAUCAAAUUACCAAUAUUCCUGAUGAAUACUUCCAAGGUUUUAAAGCACUACAGUAUUUACGUCUAUCCCACAAUAAGCUGACAGAUUCUGGUAUACCGGGCAAUGUUUUCAAUAUUUCUAGCCUUGUUGAGCUGGAUCUUUCAUAUAACCAGCUGAAGAGCAUCCCGACAGUAAACGAGCACCUUGAAAACUAUUACCUUCAAGUCAACCAGAUUAACAAAUUCCCAGUGAGCAGCUUUUGCAAGGUUGUUGGAGCACUUGCCUAUUCCCGGGUCAGACACCUGCGUUUGGAUGCAAAUAAUCUAACAAGAUCCGAUCUUCCCCAAGAAAUGUACAACUGUCUCCGAAUGGCUGCUGAUAUUGCUCUGGAGUAAAUUGUGUCUCACUUCAUUCACAGGCCAGAAUAAUGCUUGGCCUUCUUUUGUUCUUUUUUUUUUAAAAAAAUAUGUACAUUCUAGUAAGACAAUGAUGCUAAUGUUUGUACAUCUAUGAUGUCCCCAUAGACUGUGGACAAAGUUGUCUUCAUGUUUAUUUCUUUAGGCUCUUUUAUGUAAGACAGUAAAGCACAGACUGAGUUUAAACUUUUUUUAAAAAAGCACUAGUGUAUAUUAAACACACACCACAUGCUUUGUGGGUGUGUAGUCCUACUCAGGUUUGUAGAAGUCAGACAUGUUCUAAUCUAGAGUUUUCAUUCUUUAGGGCUGGACCAUAUCUGUACAUUAUUUUCACAUGUUCAAAUUAGAGUUCUCUCUUGUUUUACAAUUUCAUUUUGUUUCAUUGUUGCAAUUACAUUACACAGGAAAGCAAUAACCCAUUAUGCCUAUACAACAUAAUGGCUUUUAUAGGAAAAUAUAUGUUAAGACCCCCAGUUAAAUAUGAUUCAUGUGAAGGAGUGGGAAAACAGCAACAUUUUACAGGUUUUUCUAUUUUGGUAAUGCUUUUUAUGUUCAUUCAGGUGAAAACAUCAUGGUGUGGUUUGUUUAAAGCUUUAAAGCAAAAAUUGUUAUUUCAUAGUAAAACAUGUACACCAUUACUGUUAUUCAGCUAUUUGCAUGCUAUAUUUAACAAAACUGUAGAAAAUAAAACAUAGCAAAUAAAAAUACUGACUGCAAA